Molecule: messenger RNA, 906 nt
Organism: Hyphopichia burtonii NRRL Y-1933
Lineage: Eukaryota; Fungi; Ascomycota; Pichiomycetes; Serinales; Debaryomycetaceae
Product: rhomboid protease
Exons: 2
Coding region: 1-870 (289 amino acids)
Cellular component (GO): membrane
Molecular function (GO): serine-type endopeptidase activity
Source: RefSeq, a predicted model, not a curated record
AUGUUUAAACUAAUAAGACCUUCAAGUAUAUUACUUGGGUUUAAAAACUAUGUGAAACCAAGUUUGGUUACCCGUUCCAAACCAUUUUUGCAAAAUCAAUUCAUUCUUAGAAGAUCAACUAGUCAAAUUAGAUAUAACGGUAUUCAAUGGGAUAAAUUAUAUAAACCAGCAUUGUUUACAGUUGGAUUUUGUAUAUCAACAACAAUCUUGGUUCCUCCUUUAUUCAAAUACACCCCUUUGUCGGUGUUCAAAAUGAACCCAAAUCUCAUGAUAUAUUCAAUAAUUGGUAUUAACUGUUUUAUUUGUUAUUUAUGGAGACAACCUAAGUAUGUGAAUUUCCUAACUAAAUAUUUCUUACUUGUUAAACAUCAAGUGGCUUCCCAAUGGUCUUUAAUUGGUUCUGCAUUUUCCCAUCAAUCAAUCAGUCAUUUAGGUUUUAAUAUGUUAAUGUUAUUUUCUUUUGGACCAACUAUUUGUUCUUUGAUUGGAGUUUCAAAUUUUGUUGUUGCUUAUUUAAAUUCUGCUGCUAUUUCUUCUUUUUUCUCUAUUUUGAUUCCAACUAUUUUAAAACGUAAUCUUUUCGUUGGUUCUUUAGGUGCUUCCGGUUCUUUAUUUUCUUUAUUUGGUAUAUUAGCUUAUUUAUUACCAAAAACCCCAAUUGCUGUUUUUUUCGUUCCGGUUCCUGGUGGAGCUUGGAUCUUCUUUUUAAUUUCAAUCAUUGCCAACAUUGGUGGUUUGGUUUUAAGACGGGGUUCUUUUGAAUUCUCCGGUCAUCUUGGUGGUUCUUUGGCUGGUCUCCUUUAUGGUUGGUAUUACAAACAAAAUUAUGAUCGUAUAAGUAGACAACGUAGAAGAGCUACUUAUUUUUAAGGCUCCUGGUUUCCCUUGUAAAUAGUUUCAGAAAUA